AUGUUAUCCGCUUUCACGGCUCGGCCACUCGUCGAGCUCAAACAACGCGACAAAUCGAAAAUAGAGUCGGUCCUUGCAUACGGGGACCGUCUUCUGGUAGGACUGAACAAUGGUAGUUUGCGGAUAUACAGGGUCAAUGAGGUCUCCAAUGGCAGGCAAGCAGAGGACGAUCAUCAUGGCGAGGGCGAAGAGGGUGGAAGUACGAUGAAUAACGGGGAUAGCAGCAGGCCUGCGACCAUGAGCUCCGUCACGAACCUAAAGCCUAAACAAAGCGAGCUACUUCGGGAGUUGGAAAAAUUUUCCAGAUAUAAAGUUGAACAGUUGGUGUUGGUCAAGGAGGCCAAGCUUCUCAUCUCGCUUUCCGGCGGAUACGUCUCGAUUCACGACUUACAGACCUACGAGUUCCAAGAGCAGCUUACGAGGACCAAAGGUGCGACUACCUUUGCUGUGACUUCGAACAUAAGAAAGAUCCUGCUGUGGACAUGGCGCGAUAUGGAGUUGGAGAACGAUACGGCGGAAAUGAGCCUGGCUAGUGGCAUAAAAACACUCACGUGGGUUUCUGGAACAAAACUCGUCGCUGGGUUGAGCUCGAAUUUCGUCAUGGUGGAUAUUGAGACCACGAAUGUCACGGAACUGGUCGGACCGGGCAGCAUUGGUGGACUACCUGGACAGGAAACAGGGCGACUGGCCGGUGUUGGCGUUGCUAGUAUGAGCUAUAUUGGGAUUGGCGGAACUGCUCCUAAACCGCUGGCCACGCGACUAAGCGAAGGGCAAGUAUUACUGGCGAAGGAUAUCAACACUCAAUUUGUUGACAUCGAGGGCAAUCCCUUGGGAAGAAGGCAGAUUCCUUGGAGUCAUGCCCCCUCCGAAAUUGGGUACUCGUAUCCCUUUCUGCUGGCACUGCAUGACUCUUCGAAGGGAGUGCUGGAGGUUCGAAAUCCCGAGACCCUGAGCUUACUCCAAUCGAUACCAUUACCAUCGGCGAGUCUCCUGCAUAUCCCUCAGCCCUCAAUCAGCUUGGCUCACGCUGGCAAGGGAUUCUUGGUUGCUAGUGACCGAACCAUCUGGAGAAUGGAGGCUUUGAGCUACGACACUCAAAUUGAUGCUCUCGUAGAAAAGGGAUAUUUGGAUGAGGCGAUCAGCCUCGCUAAUAUGCUUGAGGACGCCCUUCUCACGGACAAAUAUGGUCGUCUACGCUCCAUCAAACUUGAAAAGGCGCAGACGUUGUUCUCUCUCCGAAAAUACCUCGAGUCUAUGGAGCUCUUCACGGAGAUCUCGGCUCCUCCCGAGACCGUCAUUCGGCUUUACCCGCGAGUUAUAGCAGGCGAUCUUUCGUCCAUUCCCGAAGAGCAAGAAGGAUCGGAGGCCGGUACGACGGAUAGUCAGCCAAAACCCGAACAGGAGCAGAAGCAAGACACAGUCCCUGCUACGUCGGAUGAUGCUGCGCUUGCCAGAACGCUGGCGAAUACGCCCUCAGCGAGGUCCCUCCUUCGGACGAAGACAGAUGAUACCAGCGAUGCAGGUAGCAUCCGCAGCAAGCUCAUGGAAGAUUCUCGGAGCGACAAACGCCUUGAAGGAAAAGACCUCAAGCUUGCUGUUCGUGAACUCCAAGCCUACCUGGCGGAUGUUCGCCGGCGAUUCCAGCGAUUUCUGAAUCCCGAUGGCACGCUCAAGAUGGACCCUACAGCUGAUGCGUUGAAAGAUGAAUUUACCGAAUCCGUCAUGAAGUUGCUUGAAAUGGACAAAGAUGGAGGCGAGGAUGACUUCGGUGAGAGGCUUCGAGCCAAAGCUAAACUCGUCGACACAACGCUCUUCCGAGUUUAUAUGUAUGCAACGCCGUCCCUGGCUGGCUCCCUCUUCCGUAUCGCCAACUUUUGUGAUCCGGACGUGGUUAUUGAAAAGUUGGAGGAGAGUGGCCGCCAAAACGACCUCAUUGAUUUCCUCUACGGGAAGAAGAUGCAUCGUCAAGCCCUGGAGCUCCUGAAAAAGUUUGGCCAGGCUGAAGUGGACGGAGAGACUGCGUCCCAGCUUCAGGGUCCGAAAAGAACUGUUGGCUAUCUGCAGAAUUUGUCUCCCGAGCAUAUUAAUCUGAUACUAGAAUUUGCUGAGUGGCCGAUACGUGAAGAGCCUGACCUGGGCAUGGAAAUUUUCCUUGCGGAUACAGAGAACGCGGAAACAUUGCCUCGUCAUCGAGUACUAGGUUUUCUAAAAGGGAUUGAUGUCCGUCUGGCUGUUAGGUAUCUUGAGCAUGUCAUUGGAGAAUUGAAUGACAUGACUCCGGAUCUCCACCAGAGCCUUCUCAGCCUUUAUUUGGAUCGCUUGGAGGAACAAAAGAACAAAGAAUGGGAGUUCGCCAGUGAAGAAGACAGGACCGAUUGGCGGAACAAGCUGCUGGACAUGCUAAGGACCAGCUCUCAGUAUUCGCCAGCGAAGAUUCUUAACCGUCUUAAUCGAGAUGAUCCUGAGUUCUUCGAGGCAAGAGCGAUCGUUUUCAGUAAGAUGGGGCAACACAGACAGGCGCUAGAGAUAUACGUGUUCAAACUCGAAGACUAUACCAAGGCAGAAGAGUAUUGCAAUCACCUUCACAAGACCGAAGACGCCACGAGCACAGAGACGACGGCUAUACAAAAUAUAGCCCUUCCGGAUUUUGAGGGAGAAAAGCCUUCCAUAUACCUAACACUUUUAUCUCUUUACUUGUCUCCGCCGCACGGAUACAAACCACGAUAUGGACCCGCGCUAGAGGUGCUCGCAAAACACGGAUCCCGCCUUCCUCCAAACUCGGCUCUUGAACUGAUCCCGGAAACACUGCCAGUCAAGGAACUGCAAUUCUAUUUCAAAGGUCGUAUGCGGGCGGCAACUUCUAUACUCAACGAGUCCAGAAUUGUGGCCAACCUGCAAAAGUCGCAGAGUAUCAAGACACAAGCGCAGCUCUUGGUUGGCGAGGGUGGUGACGUGAAGGCAUCGAGGUCGAGGCAUGUCACGAUCACAGAAGAAAGGAUCUGUGGGAUUUGCCAUAAGCGACUUGGUGGAAGUGUUAUCAAUGUCUUCCCCGAGUAA
Aspergillus novofumigatus IBT 16806 is the source of this 3057-nucleotide messenger RNA. RefSeq names its product putative vacuolar morphogenesis protein AvaB. The coding region runs from base 1 to 3057 and encodes 1018 amino acids. Gene Ontology annotation, biological process: vesicle-mediated transport; autophagy; endosomal vesicle fusion. The record is from RefSeq and is a predicted model, not a curated record. Lineage: Eukaryota; Fungi; Ascomycota; Eurotiomycetes; Eurotiales; Aspergillaceae. Gene Ontology annotation, cellular component: cytoplasm; fungal-type vacuole membrane. Gene Ontology annotation, molecular function: protein binding. The transcript is spliced from 4 exons.